CUUAUCAAAGCUUCUCCUUUUUUUCAAAGCCUGCACUGCAAUCGUAUCUCCACAAUCUGAAGAAGAAGAAGAAGAAGAAGAAGAUGGGUAAGGAAGACGACCGAGGGGAAGAGUACUUGUUCAAGAUUGUCUUAAUCGGCGAUUCAGCUGUCGGAAAAUCGAACCUGCUGUCUCGAUUCUCGCGGGAUGAGUUCGACACGAACUCGAAGGCGACAAUCGGAGUGGAGUUUCAGACGCAGCUGGUCGAAAUCGAAGGGAAAGAAGUGAAGGCUCAGAUCUGGGACACUGCUGGUCAAGAGAGGUUUAGGGCAGUCACUUCUGCUUACUACAGAGGUGCUUUUGGUGCUCUCAUCGUUUAUGACAUCACCCGAAGCGACACUUUCGAAAGCGUCAAACGUUGGCUUCAGGAACUCCACACUCAUUGUGACACGGCGGUGGCACAAAUGCUAGUUGGGAACAAAUGUGAUUUAGAGGAUAUCAGAGCGGUUAGUGUGGAAGAAGGGAAAGCUCUCGCCGAGGAAGAAGGAUUGUUCUUCAUGGAGACAUCUGCUCUAGACGCCACGAACGUAGACAAAGCCUUUGAGAUUGUCAUCAGAGAGAUCUUUAACAAUGUCAGCCGUAAACUUCUCAACUCCGAUGCUUACAAGGCCGAACUUUCCGUUAACAGGGUCAGCCUUGUCAACAACCAAGAUGGCUCCGAGAGCUCCUGGCGCAAUCCGUCUUGUUGCUCCCGAUGAUUUAAAAACGAUCUUGUUUUUACCAGAAUAAAUCUUCAAAGGUUAUAAUGAUCAUUUAUCAUUUUGGAGUUAUAAGAUACUCGCAAUCUGUUUUGUGUUGUUGGAUUAGAGCAAAUGACCUGGUACGAGAUCAUGGCAAAAAACAUGAA
This is a messenger RNA of Capsella rubella, 886 nucleotides long. Its product is annotated as ras-related protein RABA5b. Gene Ontology annotation, cellular component: endosome. The record is from RefSeq and is a predicted model, not a curated record. The coding region runs from base 84 to 737 and encodes 217 amino acids. NCBI's taxonomy places the organism in Eukaryota, Viridiplantae, Streptophyta, Magnoliopsida, Brassicales, Brassicaceae. Gene Ontology annotation, molecular function: GTPase activity; GTP binding. The transcript has 2 exons.